GGCUUUCUGUUCUUCAUUGGAUAACCUCUUAGACACUGACAACUCAAAAAAACCAGCUCGAGAUUUGGUCAACAGAAGCUCUUUAAACUUGGAGAAGUCUCUAGAAAUCGCUCGUUUCUAGCAAAGCAUCUGCAAGAAUCUGCAACCUUCGUCAUGUCAAGUACAGCGCCGCAGCCAACUAAGACUGGCCUUGGAGAUCUCAACAUCCCAUCAUCUGUCGAAUCGACAUCCUCACCUUACCAACUCUAUUACAUUCGUUUUUAUUCUCCAACCAAAAAUUCUCGUAGCCCAUCAUCCUACGCUCUUGGCUACCGUCCAAGAUGGGGCAGCGGUCCUAUGGACGCAUCUACCACAAUCUACAUCGGAUGUGCACCUGGUACUACCGGUAGACUUGAGGGAAAGCCAUAUAGAAAAACAAACAUCGCGGCGGAAAAAAGAGCAAAACAGGUGGAAAGAGCAGAUGUACAUUGGCUAGGAAAAGUCAAUGAUUUAGAUAGGGUGGUGGAAAUCAUGGGAAAGGUGUGCUGGAAUAAUGGCACGAAUAUUGGACAGGCGCAAAAGCGAUGGUGUCAGAGAGUUGCUAUGCGGAUCGAUUGGGGUCGGACAUGGGUUGUUGCUGGAUGGGUUACGUUGCCCGAGGAUGAGAAGAUGGCUGGGAGGGUUUGGACUUUGGCAAGCUGAGGGAUUCUGAUGAGCAUGAAAAGCUUGAUGGAGAACAUCAACUCAAUAUUCUGGCGAAUUGAUGAUGGCAGUACUACUACCAAUCAACUUCCAAAGACUGGACAUUCUAAUAGCUUCCUAAACUAGAGGGCUUAAGAUAGAUUCCACCUCGAAUGCAAAGCGUUGAUUUAAACAUAGCCAAAGAACUGUGUGAUGAAUCCACCACAUAUAAACCUUGAUCUCGGAAUAGCUUCAAUGCAUUUGAGAGGAGGGCACAUUGAACAUAAAAAGGUGAUCCCUCAUAUGCGCGAUUAUCUUGCCCUUCAAAUGUUCAAUGAUAUAUGAUCACAACA
Messenger RNA from Botrytis cinerea B05.10, 1013 nucleotides. RefSeq lists its product as hypothetical. Bases 154 to 681 code for a protein of 175 amino acids. The transcript is spliced from 3 exons. Lineage: Eukaryota; Fungi; Ascomycota; Leotiomycetes; Helotiales; Sclerotiniaceae. The record is from RefSeq and is a predicted model, not a curated record.